Penicillium subrubescens is the source of this 1638-nucleotide messenger RNA. RefSeq names its product Major facilitator superfamily domain general substrate transporter. Gene Ontology annotation, molecular function: transmembrane transporter activity. The record is from RefSeq and is a predicted model, not a curated record. The transcript has 4 exons. The coding region runs from base 1 to 1521 and encodes 506 amino acids. Gene Ontology annotation, biological process: transmembrane transport. NCBI's taxonomy places the organism in Eukaryota, Fungi, Ascomycota, Eurotiomycetes, Eurotiales, Aspergillaceae.
AUGGAAGACGUCAAAGAGGCACAAGACUUGGCAUCCUUGGCGCCUGCCGCGCAUGAGGCGCAUCUCGUCUUGAUUCCUCAGCCCAGUACCCACCCUCGUGACCCCCUGAACUGGUCAUUGCGGCGAAAGUAUAUUAUUCUUUCGGUGCUUUGCUUGGCUUCGUUCUCGGGCGCGAUUGCGCCGCUGUCUGGGCAGUUGAAUCUCGCGGAUCAAGAGAAGCUUUAUCAUAAGACGAAGCUGCAGCAGUCUUACGCGAACUCGGCCGCUCUGGCCGGUAUGGCCGCAGGGCCAUUCUUCUUUGCGCCCAUCUCCCACCUACUGGGUCGUAGCUCGGUCAUAUUUUGGUGUAUGCUCUGCGCACUUAUAUGCCAGGUAUGGGGUGCCGUGAUGACCCACCCGAAUGAUUACAUACCAUACAUCCUCUCUCGGUUAUUCUCUGGAUUCUUUGGUGCAGUGCCAACGGUGCUGGGACCUCGUGUUGUCACGGACCUGUUCUUCCUUCAUCAGCGUGGUCGUGCUUUUACUGCAUUGCAUAUGGCAUUUUUGUUCGGCACAAUCGCUGGUCCCACCUUCUCGGGCUUCAUCUCAGCCGGCGCCUUUUUCCCCGUGGAGUUCUGGUGGACCGUUGGUCUGCUUGGAUUCACAUUGAUCUGCUGCUUCCUAUGCCUUGAAGAGACAGGGUUCAACCGCGUGGACCUUGACAAGAACCCAAAAGUCCCCAUUUCAUUCAGUGAAAAUCGGAUGGCGACUUUCUUCUUCGGGCAUCGAGUUGUGCAGCCGACUACAUGGAAGGAGACGGCCAAAAUUGGGAUCACUCCCAUUCUCAUCGGUAUCUGCCCCGUUACUGUCAUCAUGGGCAUCUUCACUCUCAUCUCCUUCGGCUUCUACGUUGGCGUCAAUGCGCUUACCCCGGUCUGGCUCCAGAAGCCCGUCGCAGCCGGUGGCUACGGCUUCACACUGAAGCAAAACGCCGCAUUUACCUUCUGCCACUGGAUCGGUAUCAUCUUCGUCCAAUUCUACGGACACUACUUGAACGACCGGGUACCUCUCGCACUCGCGCGCCGUUUUAACAACGGUGUCUGGAAGCCCGAGUAUCGCCUGCACGUCCUCUGGCUCCCCAGUCUAAUUCUUAACCCAAUUGGUCUGGGAAUUUUCGGUGCCGCUCUUCAGUACCACCUACACUACAUGGUCCUCGCACUGGCAGUGUUCAUCGUCACUAUCGGGUCGCUCGCUAGUGUGCCGGUCACGGUGAACUACGUCGUCGAGUGUUUCACCAAGUACCCUGCUGAGGCAGGCAUUGUGAUUGGCGCUUAUCGGAUUGUGUACGGACUGACGAUUAGCUUCUAUAUUAAUCCGUGGGUGGAGGCGGUUGAUGUGGGCUGGGUGUACGGAAUGAUGGCGUUCUUUGCAGUGUUUUCAUUCUUCUUUGUCAUGCUCCUGAUGUGGAAGGGUCAUGCUAUUCGGUGUAUCCAAUUUUCAAGUCUUGCGUCGAGUGAGGAAGGUGAGAGGUUGGUUGAGUGAAUGUUGAAAUUUGGGGUCUGGGUCUCGAAAAGGUGUAAUAAAUCCGACGACACGGACAUGAUUGAUAAUCGCACGCUUACUUGUGCUUUCGCACGACAAACUAUUCCGUUUUUGGAG